Molecule: messenger RNA, 1947 nt
Organism: Coccinella septempunctata (seven-spotted ladybird)
Lineage: Eukaryota; Metazoa; Arthropoda; Insecta; Coleoptera; Coccinellidae
Product: putative mediator of RNA polymerase II transcription subunit 26
Exons: 1
Coding region: 429-1142 (237 amino acids)
Source: RefSeq, a predicted model, not a curated record
CAAAGUGUAGUCGUUUUUUUUUAGGGUCGUUUCCCAUCUUCCUACACUUUGGUCCCUAUUAUGAAGCCUUUCAAGUUUCUAUCACAAAUUCUUCAUCGGAUAUAAAGAUCUAUCUUCGCUCGAAUGAAAGCUGCUCGAAUUUCCAUAUUUUUUUGCUAUAGUGGCGUUAUUUAGUUAUUUGCGCAUUGUCCGUGAUCUACUAUACUCAUUAGAAAUUUUUGACGAAUUAAUUGGCUCUGAUAAGAUUCAGAUAGGAAAGUGGGAAAGCUAUUAAAGCCAAUAAACGGUAAAACCAGUAAACCUCUAGAUUAUGCACGGUGCUAUUCAUAUUUAUCCCAGUAUGCUCUUGCAAUUUAACUGAAACAGUGCAAACUUGAAUUCCGACCAGUUUUUACAGUUAAUGUGCAACAGGUGAUAAUUUGAAUGAGAUGAAUACCACGGGAAACGAAACUUUAGAGAGAAUACAGAGGGAAAUCAAGGAAAAUUUGGAGAAAGAAGAGGAAUGGAAACGAGAUUUGGAAAGAGUAUCUAAUAAUAACAUGGAGAAUAACAAUUCACAAAGUAAAAAUAACAAUGUUCCUAAAGUGAAUGGUAUGUUGAAAAGACAAGUUUCCGAAACUAGUGAUAAGCGAAGUUUUUCAUCUCAAAAUGUGAAUAAAUUCAUACAAAACGUGAAGGUUAAAGGUGUGAUGCAUAGAUUCUUGAAAUCUAAAGGAAAAUUAACAGCCUCGACACCGUCACUCAAUGGAAACCUUCAACCAAAUGGUACUGUUCCUGAUUUUACCUACCAGCCUCCAAGGGUGACCUCUGAAACUGGCACCCUCAGCCGAAAUGGCUUUGUACCGGCAGAGGUGAAAAUGAGAAAUGAAGUGCAGGAAUUCCAGAAACGAGAAAUAGAACUGAGAAAAGAAAGAAGGAAGUCUCAACCGGAAUUGAUGGCACUUUUGAAACUAGAGGAUGAAGAUGUAACCAAGGAUGAAAGCUACCCUGAAUUUUCAUGUUCAAGUUCUACAUCUUCAGCUUCGGAGAUGAAAUCAGCCAGAUCAUUGGCAGAUCUGUGCAAUACACCAGAGGAGGAUUUAGAUGCUCCUGGCACUUACAACCUGAUAAAACAGUUUGAGAAUCUUAAAAGAAUACAGUAGUUUUCUGAGUUUAGGACAAUUGAUAUUUCGAAGAAUGAGUUUUAUUUAAUUCUGGAAACACACUUCAAGUUUAUUAUUUCAUGAUGUAAAUAGCCAAUGCUGUACUUAAGUCAGGUUUGUGCCAAUAAUUUAUUUUAUUUAUUUUUAGUUAUAAUCUAAAUGGAAUUUUAUAUUGGUUUUUGGGGUUUUAGCUAUUGGAAUUGUUGAAAUAUUCAAUUUUAUUUCAAAACAAGGAAUUUCUUUCCUAUUUUAAACAAAUCACUAUAUUAAGAAGGUGCUAUCAAAAAUGUGUUAGAAAUUGAUGAGACUGCAUGUAAUGUGACCUGCCAAUUAGCUGAGGAAAUUAAGAGAAAGUUGUUAAAUUGAACCUAUUUGAACUUGGAAAUCACAUUAAUUAAAUAUUUAUCUAAAUUUUUAGGUAUAGAAUGUCGGUACAAGUGAUUUGCAGCUAAUUGAAAUAAUUAAGAAGUAUUUAUAUAUUAACUUUUGAAACCAUAUGUAUAUUCUGAAUUUUCACUACAAAAUUGAGGCUGCUGUAUUUUAUCAUAUAUUUCAGAUAAUGUUUGUCUGCCCAUAGAAUUCAAGUAUUGUAUCUACUUAAUUAAGUUUCGGAAUGCUAGAUUUAUUUAAGUAUUAUCAGUUGAAACAUUCCACUUGCCAAGCACGUUCCUUCCAAUGAUAGUACCCGUGAUAUUUUCAUAUUUUUACACUGUUCAAAUUGCCAUUUAUGUAAAAUUGUUUGAUGGGAAAUUUUAUUGUAAUCAAAAUACCUAUAUUUUCAGAAAUAAACUGUUUGGAUUUGAAA